Molecule: messenger RNA, 1239 nt
Organism: Neoarthrinium moseri
Lineage: Eukaryota; Fungi; Ascomycota; Sordariomycetes; Amphisphaeriales; Apiosporaceae
Exons: 1
Coding region: 1-1239 (412 amino acids)
Biological process (GO): riboflavin biosynthetic process
Molecular function (GO): GTP cyclohydrolase II activity
Source: RefSeq, a predicted model, not a curated record
AUGGACCGGCGGAAGCAGGAGAUGUGGCAGACCGACGCUGCCGACCUGCCGUCCUUCUAUUCGCCACAGUCGCGGCCGGUCCCCGAUCACGAAGACGGCGCCGCACCGAGCGCCGCGCAAUUGCAGCGCGAUGCCCUGUCUCUGGCCGCGCUCUCCUCGCUGAAUGAUGUGUCGAGACCACCCACGUCGGCGUCCACCCGUUCGGACGACCAGCUGCCGCCGCCGCCGUCGCUGCUGUCCCCUCAGUUCACCCCUCCGGCCACCCCCGGCAUAGCGACACCGACCACCGAACAGCCUCGCAGCGUCCCCGUCGACUCGUCCCUGCCGUCCGGCGGUGCGGGGGCCAAGCGGCCGCGGCUCCUCGAGACGUUGCCCGAGGUGCAAUGCAUCGUGCGGGCGCGAAUCCCGACGGUGGCCGGGACGGAGAUGUUCCUCCACCUGUACACGAACAACGUGGACAACAAGGAGCACCUGGCCAUUGUCUUUGGCCACAACAUCAGGAGCAAGAGCCUGGACGCCCCGAGGCAGGGCGAGACGGAGAUGGACCGCAUGGUCCGGGGAGCCUACACGGGGAGGCUGUUCCCCGGCAGGACGACGAGCGGCAUGAUCAGCGCGGCCGAAGCCGCUGCGCAGGCGGCCCCGGGCACGCCUACGGGGCCGCCCUUGGUGCGCAUACAUUCAGAGUGCUACACGGGCGAGACGGCGUGGUCUGCGCGGUGCGACUGCGGCGAGCAGCUCGACGAAGCGGCGCGGCUCAUGGCGCUGCCGACGCAGAUCAGCAACGGAGGCAUCAUCAUCUACCUGCGGCAGGAGGGACGGGGGAUCGGGCUGGGCGAGAAGCUCAAGGCAUAUAACCUGCAAGACCUGGGCUCCGACACGGUGGAGGCGAAUCUGCUGCUGCGGCACCCUGCCGAUGCGCGCAGCUACGGGUUGGCGACGGCAAUGCUCCUCGACCUUGGCCAGGAGGAGAUCCGGCUGUUGACGAACAACCCCGACAAGAUCCGGGCCGUGGAGGGGCCGAACCGGGAGGUCAAGGUUCGCGACCGGGUUGCCAUGGUUCCGCUGAGCUGGAAGGGCAAGGGGGAAGGGUUCAGGAGCCGCGAGGUCGAGGGCUAUCUCAAGACCAAGGUGAGAGAUGUCGCGUUCCGGAGGGACCCCGUCGCAACCGUCACUGACAGCGUUCUACAGAUCGAGAAGAUGGGGCAUAUGCUAGAUGCGGGUGGGAUGCCUCCGUCGUGA